Aspergillus affinis is the source of this 1092-nucleotide messenger RNA. Its product is annotated as H(+)-transporting V0 sector ATPase subunit d. Gene Ontology annotation, biological process: vacuolar transport; proton transmembrane transport; vacuolar acidification. The record is from RefSeq and is a predicted model, not a curated record. Bases 1 to 1092 code for a protein of 363 amino acids. Gene Ontology annotation, molecular function: proton-transporting ATPase activity, rotational mechanism. Gene Ontology annotation, cellular component: proton-transporting V-type ATPase, V0 domain; vacuolar proton-transporting V-type ATPase complex; fungal-type vacuole membrane. Lineage: Eukaryota; Fungi; Ascomycota; Eurotiomycetes; Eurotiales; Aspergillaceae. The transcript has 4 exons.
AUGGAGGGUUUGUUCUUCAACGCACACAGCGGCUAUGUCGAGGGCAUUGUCCGAGGAUAUCGGAAUAUCCUCCUCACCAGCCAGAAUUAUAACAAUUUGACCCAAUGCGAAACGAUCGAUGAUGUCAAGCUGCAACUCGCUCCCGCAUACGGCGACUUCCUCGCCGCGCUCCCUCCCAACCCCUCCACCUCUGCCCUGGCCGGCAAGAUGACCGAUAAGCUGGUCGCGGAGUUCCGCUACCUUCUCACCCAGUCCACCGGCUCGACCGCCAAGUUCUUGGAAUACAUGACCUACGGGUACAUGAUCGACAACAUCGCUCUCCUUAUCACCGGCACUCUACACGAGCGCGACACCCGCGAGCUGCUGGAGCGAUGCCACCCGCUCGGCUGGUUCGAGACGCUGCCGGUGCUGUGCGUGGCGACCAACAUCGAGGAACUGUACAACUCCGUGCUGGUGGAGACUCCGCUGGCCGCGUACUUCAAGGGCAGCCUGAGCCACACGGAUCUCGACGAGCUGAACAUCGAGAUCGUGCGCAACACCCUCUACAAGAACUACCUGGAGGAUUUCCACUCGUUCGUCACCACACAUCCCGAUUUCAAGGGCACCCCGACGGAAGAGGUCAUGUCGGAGGUUCUGCAGUUCGAGGCCGACCGCCGGGCCAUCAACAUCACGCUGAACUCGUUCGGCACGGAACUGUCGAAGCAGGAGCGGAGGAAACUCUACCCCGAGUUUGGCAAGCUCUACCCCGAAGGAUCGUUGAUGCUGUCCCGCGCUGAGGACCUGGAGGGCGUGACGCUGGCCGUGAGCAUCGCGGCUGACUACAAGGCUUUCUUUGACGCAGUUGGUCUCACUCAGGGCGGUAGUGGCAUGGGCGGCAUGGGCGGCGCUUCAGACGGAAAGAGUUUGGAGGACCUCUUCUACCAGAAGGAAAUGGAGCUGUCCAAGAUUACCUUCACGCGUCAAUUCACCCCGUCGGUGGUCUACGCAUGGAUGAGACUGAAGGAACAGGAAAUCCGAAACGUAACCUGGAUCGCCGAAUGUAUCGCCCAAAACCAGAAAGAGAGAAUUGGCAACUUCAUCUCCGUGUUCUAA